UGCCAACCGGAACACCUUUAAAGAGUAAGUGGAUGGUGCAUUUGCUGGUGGGGAGAGGACAUAAACAGGAGGAAGAUGACAUUUGUGGUGCUGAAACUGGUCACCGAUGUUUGGCUCUGGCUGCAUAAGGAUGUCUCUCGAAUCUUUUACCCGCCUGCGGUGCUUUGCCUGACCUACAUGGUGCUGAAAGUGAUCAAGCUGUACAAGUGGAGAAUGGAACUGAACCAAGCAUUGAAGAGUUUUCCAGGCCCUCCAGUGCACUGGCUUUUUGGCAACGUCCAUGAGUUCAGCGGAAGAGGGAAAGAUCUGGACAAGGCAUUGGAGUGGAGCAAGAAGUACACCCGGGCCUUCCCCGUGUGGUUUGGAAGAUUUGUAGUGUUUGUGAGCCUCAACGAUGCCGAUUACGUGAAGGCUGUCUGUGCCAGAGGAGAACCCAAGGAUAAUGUUGUCUAUCGCUACGUUCUUCCAUGGAUCGGAAAAGGAUUACUGACCUUACAAGGACAAAAGUGGCACCAGCAUCGCAAACUGCUAACGCCUGGAUUUCACUAUGGGGUUUUGAAAUCUUACGUCUCAUUGAUCACCAAAUCGGCUCAAGUGAUGUUGGACAAAUGGGAAAAGCUGGCUACCCAGGAGACAUCGGUGGAGCUCUUUGAACAUGUCAGCUUGAUGACUCUCGACAGCAUCUUGAAAUGUGCUUUUAGUCAUGAGAGCAACUGCCAGACUGACAGGGAGAACGCCUACAUCAAAUCUGUCUAUGAAAUCACCUUUCAGUUAAAAUACAGGAUGUGGUACCUCCCAUACCAUUUUGAUUUCAUCUAUUGGCUCAGUCGUGAUGGACGCCGCUUCCAGAAGGCCUGUGACAUUGUGCAUCUCCAAACAGAAAAAGUGAUUAAGGAGAGGAAGAAAUCCCUCAAAGAUGAGCGAGAACUUGAAAAGAUCAAGAAGAAGAGACACUUGGACUUCCUGGAUAUUCUCUUGUGUGCCAAGGAUGAAAAUGGAGUGGGAUUAUCUGAUGAAGACAUGCGCGCUGAGGUGGACACUUUCAUGUUUGGGGGUCAUGAUACCACAGCCAGUGGGAUCUCCUGGACUUUAUACUGUCUAUCCCUGAACCCAGAGCACCAGCAGAAAUGCCGAGAAGAGAUCCGAGAGCUUCUGGGAGACCGGGAGACUAUUGAGUGGGAUGACCUCGGAAAGAUGCCUUACACCACCAUGUGCAUCAAGGAGACUAUGCGCAUUUACCCGCCGGUGCCUUUUGUGGGCCGCCAGCUCAGCAAACCCAUCACGUUUUACGACGGACGAUAUUUACCCGCAGGUACUCUGGUUGGACUAAACUUCUAUCUUAUUCACAGAGACCCCAACCUAUGGAAAGAUCCUGAGGUGUUUGAUCCCAUGAGGUUUUCGCCGAAGAAUUCCGCCCAGCGGCACUCCCAUGCUUUCAUGCCUUUUUCAGCUGGACCCAGGAACUGUAUUGGGCAGCAGUUUGCCAUGAUGGAGAUGAAAGUGGCCAUUGCGCUGUCCUUGCUACGCUUUGAGUUUUCACCCAAUCCAGCGAAGAUUCCCAGGAAAAUACCCCAGAUUAUCUUACGGUCCAGGAAUGGGAUACAUGUGCACUUGAAGAAAAUCCACUGGCAUUGACAUUGUGAAAUAUGUGGGCAAAUUACAGAUAAUUUUUGUAUUAUAAAAUGCAUUCAAAUCCCAUCUUUUUUGGGGGUGGGGGGAUCUUCACUCUGUUUGGCUUGGCCUAUACUAUAUUGGAAGGUCAAAGAAAGAGAUGCAACUCCAGUUACGUAAAUUACACGGCUGGAGUCGAUUUAUCUUACAUUGUGUUUCCGCACCAUCCACACAACAGGAGGCCGACAAGAACAAACGCUCCCAUCAGUUUCCUUUACUCCUCAUGAGGAGCAGGAGUACUGGUACCCUUUGGAUUUGAUCUAGCAGGUCUAUACUACACCCACUAAAUCGAACUCCGGAAGAUUGACCGUGGCAGUGUUGAUCUUCUGUGUAGUGUAGACCUGCCCUUUGAGCCUUAAAGCUUGUAUGUUGGUCCAGUGAAAGACAUAUAUACAUACAUAUAUAUGUAUAUUUAUUCUGAGCCAUAUGAUGUCUUCCAUUAAAUCUGUCUUCCCA
Pelodiscus sinensis (Chinese soft-shelled turtle) is the source of this 2127-nucleotide messenger RNA. RefSeq names its product cytochrome P450 4B1-like. The record is from RefSeq and is a predicted model, not a curated record. Lineage: Eukaryota; Metazoa; Chordata; Testudines; Trionychidae. Gene Ontology annotation, molecular function: monooxygenase activity; heme binding; iron ion binding.